Molecule: messenger RNA, 7192 nt
Organism: Procambarus clarkii (red swamp crayfish)
Lineage: Eukaryota; Metazoa; Arthropoda; Malacostraca; Decapoda; Cambaridae
Source: RefSeq, a predicted model, not a curated record
CCGGCUGCCGUCCACCGCCAGUAUAGGGAGAGAGUCCCAUGGUGUGUGACCGAGGCCGCUAUGGCCGUGGAUAACCGCUCAACCUCCUCCCUAUUUAAAAGGGCCGAGCAAUUAAGGCGUUGGCAAGAGAGUGAAACCAAUAAACAGGAAGUGUUAGAGAAUAAUAGGACCCGAAAAGUGAAUUUCAGUGACGGCUGCAUCUUUUUAGCAGCAUGUUCUGCAGGCGACAAGCAAGAAGUGCUUCGCCUCCUGGAGAAGGGCGCCGAUAUAGACACGGCUAACGUCGACGGUCUAACUGCUCUCCAUGCGGCGUGUAUAGAUGACAAUCUGGAUAUGGUGGAGUUCCUGGUGGAACAGGGGACUGAUGUCAACAAGGGGGAUAUGGAGGGUUGGACGCCACUACACGCCACCGCCUCUUGUGGCUUUAACAGUAUAGCAAAGUUCCUAAUAGACCGGGGAGCUGACCUCUCCUUAGUUAACAAUGAUGGUGACCUAGCCAUUGAUAUAGCAGAUUCAGAUGAAAUGGAAAGUUUAUUACAGCGAGAAAUAGAAAGUAAAGGUAUUGAUUGUGAUGUUUCUCGAAAUGAAGAGGAGCGGCGUAUGUUAGAUGAUGCUCAGCUGUGGCUCAGUUCAGGUUACUUAGCGGACCGACCUCACCCAAAGACUGGCGCUGUAGCUUUACAUGUAGCGGCUGCAAAAGGCUACAUCAAAGUUAUGAAUUUGUUGUUAGAAGCUGGUGCUGAUAUCAAUGUACAAGAUCUAGAUGGUUGGACUCCACUCCAUGCAGCUGCGCAUUGGGGGCAACGGGAGGCUGUCGAAAUUUUAUGUGAAAAUAUGGCCGAUAUGGAUGUUCGAAAUUUUGUGGGACAAAGUGCGUUUGAUGUCGCAGAUAGUAGUUUAUUACGGUUAAUGGAUGAACUAAAGAGAAAACAGGCGGCUCUAAAAUUAGUAAAUCAAAAUAAGCAAACACCCAGAAAGCGCAAAACCUCACCCCACCGAGACCACAGUAACAAAAAAGAACGUGAGGAUCAGCGCGAAUCUGAUGAUGAGGAAAGUAGUGAAGAAACCACCAGUAGUGACAGUAGUGAUUCAUCAGAGUCAAAUAGUGAAGAGGAGGAGGAGGAGGAUAAAAAUGUUUUUCUUAGAUACACUCGUGAUCUUAGUCCUCUGAAAUACUUAGUUGAGAAGAAGAAUAAGGUGAACAAGGAGAAUGCCACUCCACAGAUCAUUCCGACUAGUGUGGUGUCAGACAAGAGCAACAGUCGAACUCUUCCACAAGCUCGAGCAGAAAAUACUAUGGACGAUUCUGAAGUGCAGUCCUGGAGAAGACCUUCAUCUCUUAGAAAAACAAACCUUGAAGACAAAAACCAAAAAGAAGAAGUAUCUCGAAAUAUAUCAACACGGGUGAACAACAAGGAAAAUGACGACAACAUUACAGGGAAGAAGGUUGUUCCAGCUGAGAAGGAUGAGAGCUCUCUGAGUGCCACCCGAGAGAGACUCAAGGCGCGGUCAUGCCCAGCUCUCAGUCAGUUGGAGGAGGAGGAAGGGAGGGACGGAGGAGGUGGGGUGCGGGUGUAUCCCCGACCCCAGUCCCACUCUGGGGGUAUUGCCUCCUCCGCAACCUUGUCCUCGUCCUCAGCCCUCGUUUCUUCUCAGCGCCUCUCAUCCUCGGACAUUAACCUACCUUUAAUACAAAAUCAUCCUGAUUCAUCCCUUCCAUCAGUGCUACUCUCAAUACCAAAUAUACAGCCAGUAACCAUAGCUCCAACAUUUGUACUCUCAGUUACAACUCAAUCAUCAUGUACAGUUUCAUCUGCCAUUAUGUCCACAAUCACUUCUACCUCUCCUGUAUCUACUUUCUCUGCAUCACCACCUACUGAAGCAAUUAAUUUAAUAACCCCAGUCACAACAGCAACAACCACCAUUGCAAUGCCAACAUUAUCAUUUGAAACCCACACUACCAUUACAAGUACCACACCACAUAAACCUGUAGGGCGUUCUUUUUCUUCUCCUGUUUCAUCCGUUGUACCCAUUCCUAAUUCUAGUUCCUUGCAUACUUCAAUACCCCCAUCCGAACCCCCCUCCUCCUCCUCCCCCACCGCCAUCACCACCACUACCACCACAACUGCUGACCUGGCCUCUCUCUCUACUAACCAAACUACUAACAACAAGGACCCCCGACUACUGGCACGGUCCGCAUCACUCAGAGAACGCAUUCAGAGGAAUCAUAUGGAUAGCAUGGAACCACUCGUCUCCACCGGCUCAGUCCUUACAACCAGCACGUCGCCUUCCACACGCUCCAUUGGCAGCAAUGUGACCACACUCACGACCAACGGGGGGCUGUCUGCCCUUCCUCCACCACCCAAAACUGCACCAACCCUCACCAUCCCACCAAAACACCCUACCCAACAGCAAAUUCCUUCUCCUACAUUGACAACCUCUCCUCCAAUUGUUUCUGUAGCAUCUCCAACUACUACUACUACUCCUCCUCCUCCUCCUCCUUCAGCACAGCCCCCCACGCCAUCCAAAAUGAGUCCAGGCAGUGUGAUUAAGAAUUUCUUCAAGUCGUUUGUGCCACCGAGCCGAGAUGAAGAGAGUGAAACCCAGAGAAAAGCUCAUGCUAAGAUGGUACGGUCGACCCGGAGAUCUACGCAAGGAGUUACUCUUGAGGAUAUCAAAUCUGCUGAGCAGCUUAUGAAAAACAAGCAACAGCAGGUAUCCACAUCUAGUCCAGAGCCUAAGGAAACUUCAUCAACAGCCUCCACUGUGCCCACCUCCACUCCACAAGGUUCAUCCACAACCACUCCAUCCUCACCGUCAUCCAAGCCAAAGCCCGAGUCACCCACCAAAGCAGAUGAGGAAGAACGGCGCCCGUCAUGGAGAUUGAAGGUUGAUGAUUCUGAUAAAAAUAGGUUUUCCCUUGAAAAUGUGCGAACAAAAGACAAAUCCGAUGUGGAAAAUGACACUGAAACAGUCACAGUCCAGCUGCGGAAAAAGAAUACAGAAGACAAAGGAGAUGAAGAUAAGGAAAGUGAACGUAACUCACAGACAAGAGAAGGCACGCAAGCAGCAAUACAGAGACGGAAAAAGCCUAAGAGACGUUCUACAGGCGUUGUUAAGGUGAAUAUAGAUGAAAUAGACCCUGAGAAGAGAGCUCAGCGUUCAGCAGAGCAACAGCAGCAGCAACAGCAACAACAGCAACAACAGCAACAGGCAGAUGAAGGAAGUGAGGAGGAGGAGGAGGAUGAUAAAGCGUCUGCGAAUGAACACGGAGAAACAGUGAAAGGUUCUACGACAUCCUUGGGGUCAGCCAUCAACAGCCGGCCAUCUUCUCGGUCAUCAUCAGUUGGACCUGAAAAUGGUGACAUUGAUUACAAAAAACUGUACGAAGAACAGUUGGAAGAAAACUUCAGAGUUCACGAGCGUCUUCGAGGUACAGAAAAUGAGCUUCGGCAAACCAGAGAAGCCAUCGAUAUCAACACCAAAAAGUGUAACACACGCCUUGCAAUGGCUGAAGCAGAUAAACGUGAAAAACGAGCCCUGGAGCGCAAACUCUCAGAAAUGGAAGAGGAAUUAAAGCAAUUGCAAAAACUUAAGGCUGAAAAUGAAAAAUUGAAGGCUGAAAACCGAGCCUUGACUCGGGUGGUGUCCAAAUUGACCAAUUCAGCCACAGCAGGCAUGGGUAACUUGGCCAACUUGAGCAAAUAGUUGUUGGAACAGUUGAAGCAGGAAAAUCAACGGUUAAAAGAUGAAAAUGGGGCACUCAUCCGUGUCAUAAGCAAGCUCUCCAAAUAAUGAAAUGCCUUCAGCUCCCGAGGCUGCUGCUGCUGCUGUUACCACAGUUGUUGUGGAUACCAAUUUAUGCCACAAAUGUUACCCAGUCAUUAUAUGCUCCAUGGGAAUCCUGUGAGUGGUUCUGGGAGAUCUGCAAGUUUUAAAGGAGUCUCAAUAAACUCUCUUUUUUUGGAAUUUUUAUUAGUUAUUAAAGCUGGCUCACUGCCCUUGGCAUAUUCUAGGUGGUGUUUUGGUGACCAUGCUUUACCUUUCUAUCUUGAGUAUAUUGCCCAAAUAACUUUUGUCUAUGUAGGCCCAGUAUUUGUGGUGUAGGUGUUUAUACUGGGUCUCAUAAAUUGGUUGAUUUUAGUGUUGAAGCAUGGUGAAACAACAUUAAUCUGGCAGUCAUUUUCCUUCAAAAUGGUAUUGCAUGCCAAGUACUUAAACAGUAUUUUAAAGCACUACAAAUGUUGCUUAAUAUCCAGUACUCCAAUAAGAAUAUUUGAGCCCUAUGGAAGAAUGAGGUACAGAUUAAAUCAGUUUCACUAGGUCAUAGUUGCUCCUGAAAUAGUGAUAGCAAGAGAGAUUUUUAGAGUGUAUUCAUUAGUUUAUGCCUUGUGGAUGUUGGCUCUGACAAACUGCAUGCCUGAAUUAUCUCACUUGAAGGCUCAGGCAUGAGGGAAUUCAAGAAACAAGUUCAGCUUUUGAGCCAAUAAGAGUGUUUCAUCAAAGCAUAUUUCCUAUUAAUUAUUCCUAGUGAAAUAAAAUUAAAGGCUCAUUCUCACUGAUUGUCAAAAGCAAUCUCUAUGUCCUUUUAUACUCAAGGCGCAGUAUUCCAGCAUACUAAAACUAGUUUCAAGUCUGACUUGUGGGGAAAGAAUCCCAAUGACACUCACACUCGGCCAGUGGUUCCGUCUGUCCCUAAAGCCAAGUAAAACAAAAGUUCACGUAUAUUUGUGUGUUUUGCUCCUCUUGUCUAAGCUUUGCAUUUUCCACAAAGUUCUCAUGUUCUCUUUUUGUAAUUACAAAUAUAGUAUUGGUGGAAAAUAUUACUAGCCAUUGAUUGGCUUAAAGGAUGAACCUCUACUGUCUGAGACCCAACUCAUCAAUGGCCCUGGCCAGUUCUGCUUUUCUUUUGUCGUUCAUUCAGUAUUGCUUGUACAGUAUCCACGCUGGAUGUGUGGACAAGUCACUGUACAUUAAUAUGUGGUGUAGAAGGAGAAUUGUAAUCAUCUAUACUUUGUUGAAUUACAAGUGUAUAUAGAAUUUGCACUUAUUGCUGUCACUAGGUAAUAAGUUUUAACUUUACAUUGAGUUUAUACAACUUAGACCUGUUGAAUUAGUUAUACGAGUAUAUGGUUAUAAUUUAUGAUUUCUUUAAUUUGCUAUAAAACAACCUUAAAUGCACAGAACUUCACUCAAGAGUUGUAGGUGUUAUUUUGAAAUUUUAGUCUUAUAACAAACAUGAUUGGCAAAAAACAAUCUGAUAUAAUUAAAAUAUAAACACCUUGAAUUACCCUCAUAAUACCAAGUGGCCUUCUCAAGCAUUAACCCUGAAAUUUUGACUUGUCUAGACUUAUUCACAUUUGUUUUUGUGCACAGCUAUACUAAAAAAGUAUUAUCCUGAAUAAAUAAAAUCCAUUAUAAUACAACAGAUGAAAGUUGCUUACCAUUAUAAAAGUAUUUAUAAAAUUAUAAAAAUAAAACUUGUAUUACAAAAUAUCCAUGAUCAAAUUGAUUCUCGGUCUACAUAGUGAGGAUGUACCGGUAUAUGCAUAGCAGCCUGGUAAAACCAGUCGAGCCUGGCUUCAACUAUAACAAGGUUCAUAUGAAAGUAUUUAGUUCUAGGAAUUCUAAAUGUAGUAGGUGUUUUUCUCUCUUUUUAAAAUGGUGUUAAGUAUUAUGAUUUUUCUUAAUGUUUUGUCUGACAGAUCAUAGAGAUUUGGGUCAAUUUGAAAUCUGUAUAGGAAACAAUUUUAAGAUUUAUUCUUAUAUGAUUUGAAACUACUGUAUACUAAGAAAUUGUUAAAUAUACAUAAAAUAAUAGUGAUACAUGUUGCAAUAGUGAUGGAGUGCAAAUAUGUGUAAUCACCAUAAGGUGAAUGUUCCUCAAAGGUUAUUUAAAAAUGUGCAGAAAUUAAGUGAAGAGUAAAUUUGAAAUACAGUAUAUUGACUUACUUGGCCAUUCAAAGUGAACAAAUUAACCUAAAUAGAAUGUAACCUAAGCAUCAGCUCUCAUAGAUUUAAAUCUAACAUAUAGAAUGAAUUACAUUUUAUUCCAUAGAGGAAUAAAAAGAGGGUUUCAUGGUGCUUCAUUAUUUUGGUUGAAUUAUAGUUAGAGUCCACUCAUUAAUGAAUGGGUCUUACCCCUGGUACUAUCUAAGAUGCAUCACUUGGUAUACCGGAGCUCUGCAUCGUGCCUUAACCACCUGCUGAUGCAUUUUAUACCAUUUAUAUUAUGGGUGAAAUUGUGUUCAUUGUAAAACUUUGAUUGUACUAAGGUCAUGCAUAGUGAUCUCUUGUCAUUCAGGAGAAAAUGAGCCAAAUAGUUUGGGUAAGAUUGUAAAUGCUGAUCAUCACAUGUGUCUGCGCAAUGAGAUUCUGUGCCUUUGUUGAUACAUAGAAUAUGAGCUCAUUUGACUCUGAAGACUUGCCUUUGUAUGUGCUGUUGUAAUCUAAAAUGUGUAAAAUAGCUUGCUGUAAACUACCUAUUUUGUAAAGCAAAAACAUAAACCUGCAUAAAGGUUGGUUUAUUUAAAAAAAAAAAUCAAAUUUCAUAUAUGUUCAUGUGUCACCUUAUAAUUAUGCUACAGUUUGUGCAACACUUGUCAAGGAUCAGUAACCACACAGCUGCUGCAACAUUGUGGGUUCAAUACGAUUACUGUGUGGCAGGAAGUCUUGUGGUAUAAUUAUGAAGUGAGAAUUUGUAGAAGAGCCUAGUCAAAGACAGAUUACCUUUGUAGGCUUAAUGUUUAUCAGACAUAAGUUGCUUCAGUUCCAUAAAAUGUACUGAAUUUCUUAUAUAUAUAUAUAUAUAUAUAUAUAUAUAUAUAUAUAUAUAUAUAUAUAUAUAUAUAUAUAUAUAUAAUAUAUAUAUAUAAUACACACACACAUACAUACUUUACUAGGUGAGUACACACACACAGUACAGAUUAUUGAAGUUAUUUACUAGAAUGUCUUUGUCAUGACAGUGCAUAAAUUAUGUCAAGUGCCUUUCUCUUGUAAUUAUUAUCUGUGAAUGAACAGUGAUUUAACUGUUAAGUUAUUGUUCUUCAGGUCAUUAUGAACCAUUUGUAAGAUUAUCAUUCAUUGGUCUUGCCACAUUGUCUGUAAUUAUCUGCAAUAGAUGGUAGUCAUUUUUUCUGAAAUCUUACAUAAUUAUAGCAAAUAUUUAAAAAUAAAGAUAUUUUAUAGUUAA